Polyodon spathula (Mississippi paddlefish) is the source of this 1170-nucleotide messenger RNA. RefSeq names its product bone morphogenetic protein 2-like. The record is from RefSeq and is a predicted model, not a curated record. Gene Ontology annotation, biological process: SMAD protein signal transduction. Lineage: Eukaryota; Metazoa; Chordata; Actinopteri; Acipenseriformes; Polyodontidae. The coding region runs from base 1 to 1170 and encodes 389 amino acids. Gene Ontology annotation, cellular component: extracellular region. Gene Ontology annotation, molecular function: growth factor activity; cytokine activity. The transcript has 5 exons.
AUGUUUUCGGCGGUCUUGUUGUUCUCCUUUUCCUUGGUCAGCGUCUGCUAUACGAGGCCGGCCGCGAAUGCCUUGGAAAAGGACUCUCUGCUGGAGCACGAGUCGGAAGAAGUAAGGUCUGCAGCCAUCAAGAGGCUGUUGGAAGUGUUCGGCAUGGAGGAUCCGCCGCACGCCCCGGGGCUGCUGAAGCAACCGCCACAGUACAUGCUCGACCUGUACAACACAGUGGCUGACGUGGACGGGGUUACCAGGGACCCAGACCUGCUCGAAGGAAACACGGUCCGCAGUUUCUUCAAUAAAAUUCACGAUGAACAGGUUCAGUACCUUUUCAACCUGUCCUCUGUGGCUAAGAAAGAGAUGGUUCUCACUGCGGAGCUCCACCUCUUCAAGAUGAAGCCCCGCACUACAGCGCUGUUCAACAGACAUCACUUUUGCCAGGUGAGUAUCUAUCAGGUCCUUGAUGUCAACAACAUGAACGCCUCCCAUGGCAGGAAGCUGCUGUCUUCAAGACUCAUCCCGAUCCAUUCCUCUGGGUGGGAAGUCUUCUCCAUCACACAAGCGGUGCGCUCGUGGGCUGCCGAUGAGCACAGUAACCACGGCCUCUUGGUGAAGAUCCGUAACCUGGGGGGCAGCCAGGUGGAGCACAGCCCAGUCCGCUUCGCCUCGGGCAGGGAUCACCACCACAGCAAGCAGCCCAUGCUAGUGCUGUUCACCGACGAUGGCCGCAGGACCGCUGCCCUGGAGAGCACUUUGAACGAUCUCAAUGACGAUGGUGCCCCGAGCUCCCCCCAGGGACUGAAUCCUCCGAGCUCCCGAAGCGCACGCUCCCUGGAAUACUCUGAGGACGACCGGCUCCCCUGCCAGCGCCACCCUCUCUACGUGGACUUCGAGGAGAUCGGCUGGUCCGGCUGGAUCAUCUCCCCCCGGGGUUACAACGCCUACCACUGCAAAGGUUCCUGCCCAUUCCCCCUGGGUCAGAACAUGAGACCUACCAACCACGCCACGGUGCAAUCUAUUAUCAACGCGCUCAAACUGACCAAAGGCAUCGAGACCCCCUGCUGCGUCCCAGACAAGCUCUUCUCAAUCAACCUGCUCUAUUUUGACGACGACGAGAACGUGGUGCUGAAACAGUACGACGACAUGGUGGCUGGGAGCUGUGGCUGCCACUAA